This is a messenger RNA of Cucumis sativus (cucumber), 2326 nucleotides long. RefSeq names its product shaggy-related protein kinase alpha. Lineage: Eukaryota; Viridiplantae; Streptophyta; Magnoliopsida; Cucurbitales; Cucurbitaceae. Gene Ontology annotation, molecular function: ATP binding; protein serine/threonine kinase activity. Gene Ontology annotation, cellular component: cytoplasm. The transcript has 14 exons. The coding region runs from base 329 to 1558 and encodes 409 amino acids. Gene Ontology annotation, biological process: protein phosphorylation; signal transduction. The record is from RefSeq and is a predicted model, not a curated record.
UAAAAAGAAUAAUAAAAACUCUCUCUUUCCUUUCCUUCUCUCUCUUCUAACGCAAAAUCCAAAAGGGGAAACCCAGUUCUUCACAUCGCACACCCUACGAAGCUUUCUCCCGAUCUGACCCUUUCAUUUUCUCCCACCAAUCUCUACCUCUGUUUUCUCCUUCAUGUCUCAAGAUUUUACGUUUCAUUGAGAUGGUUUGGAUGAACAAUGGUUUGAGCAAAACUUCGUUGAUGCGAGAGAAUGACGAUAUGAAGACGAACACCUUUUGGGUGAAUGGUUAGUUUUUUAAGGAUCAUUCACUGAAGAAAGCUCGUGACAUUUCCAAGAAAUGGCUUCUAUGGGUGUUGUUUCUACUUCAAAUUUGAGAGAACCAGCUGGCCAUAAUGUUGGUGUUGAUAGGUUACCUGAAGAGAUGAAUGACAUGAAAAUUAGAGAUGACAAGGAAGUGGAAGCAACCGUUGUAGAUGGCAAUGGGACAGAGACAGGCCAUAUAAUUGUGACAACAAUUGGUGGUCGAAAUGGCUACUCAAAGCAGACAAUCAGCUACAUGGCAGAACGUGCUGUUGGGCAUGGAUCAUUUGGAGUCGUGUUUCAAGCAAAGUGCUUAGAGACUGGGGAAACUGUGGCUAUAAAGAAGGUUCUCCAAGACAAAAGGUACAAGAAUCGUGAGCUGCAAACUAUGCGGCUUCUUGACCAUCCAAAUGUUGUUGCAUUAAAACAUUGUUUCUUCUCAACCACCGAAAAGGAUGAACUGUAUCUCAACCUGGUUCUUGAGUAUGUUCCCGAAACAGUUCAUAGGGUGAUAAAGCACUACAACAAGUUAAAUCAAAGGAUGCCACUGAUCUAUGUAAAACUUUACAUGUACCAGAUCUUUAGAGCAUUGUCAUAUAUCCACCGUUGUAUUGGCGUCUGCCACCGGGACAUUAAACCUCAAAAUCUUUUGGUGAACCCACAUACUCACCAGGUUAAACUAUGUGAUUUUGGGAGUGCAAAAGUCUUGGUAAAAGGAGAGCCAAAUAUAUCCUACAUCUGUUCAAGAUACUAUAGAGCUCCUGAGCUUAUUUUUGGAGCAACAGAGUAUACUACAGCAAUUGAUAUAUGGUCUGCAGGUUGUGUUCUUGCUGAGCUAUUGCUUGGUCAGCCUCUUUUUCCUGGAGAGAGUGGAGUUGACCAGCUUGUUGAGAUCAUUAAGGUUUUGGGCACUCCUACCAGGGAAGAAAUUAAAUGCAUGAAUCCCAACUAUACAGAGUAUAAAUUCCCUCAAAUUAAAGCCCACCCUUGGCACAAGAUAUUUCACAAACGUAUGCCACCGGAAGCUGUUGAUCUCGUGUCUAGACUACUGCAAUACUCUCCUAACUUGAGAUGCUCAGCGUUGGAUGCCUUGACUCAUCAAUUUUUUGAUGAGCUUCGUGAUCCAAAUACCCGAUUGCCUAAUGGACGCUUCCUUCCGCCACUAUUCAACUUUAAAGCUCAUGAAUUGAAGGGUGUGCCUGUUGAGAUAUUGGUGAAAUUGAUACCAGAACAUGCAAGAAAACAGUGUCCAUUUCUUGGGUUAUGAGUUUGAUUUGAACAUAACCGUUUCACCGGUGGUGGUUUCUUGACAAAGAAAGCUACGGGUGUCCCAGUCUGUGCUAUUCCUUCUGUUUGCUAUGAGUAUAUCUCUGUAUUACCUGCUACGUUGUUUUGAAAGAGCAGAUCUAGAUAUGUUCUUAAUGAAUGGGUAACAACUCUAUCUAAUGUUCCAUGUGUAUUGAAUUCGGGUUCAAAUGUUUUAAUAUGUAUUAGGAUUUGGAUGUAGUUAAGGUGAAGUUGGCAGCGGAUUUCUUGGUCCGGCUGCCCUCGACGGAACUGGCUUACCUGGCUACACAGUCUAGUUAUUGGAAAAACAUGUGUGUGCCAAGUAUGUAUCAACCUUUUAUCUCCAUGUGCAGAUGAUGUAUCUACUUCCACUUGUACACUUUUAUGAACACGGACUUUCAUCAUCUUUUCUUUCCUCCCUCGCUUACACCUUGUUCAGAAGGGGCCCAUAAUGUAUAUAUUUUAGUUUGGAUUAUAUUUAAGAAUCAUUUUCCCUUGCUCAGAUUCACAGUGAGAUGAAGGACAAGGGGACCCUUUUGCCUUGCUUCUGCUAUUACUUUGCUUGAUACAGAAUGAGGCUCAUUGCUACUGGGAAUUGUAAGGAAGCAAGAAAUUUCUUUUUUCUUCUUUUUUUGUGUGUUCUCUUUCUAAUUCCUUGAAACUCUGGUUAUCCACCAUGGUGGCAAGCUUAAAGCUGUCAAUAACUUGGAGAGUAUUCAACCGACGUAUUUAAGUGAUUUUGAACAUA